Molecule: messenger RNA, 1016 nt
Organism: Anoplopoma fimbria (sablefish)
Lineage: Eukaryota; Metazoa; Chordata; Actinopteri; Perciformes; Anoplopomatidae
Exons: 7
Coding region: 129-980 (283 amino acids)
Source: RefSeq, a predicted model, not a curated record
UUGGAGUAGAGUCAAAAUUGAGAAUGGGAUGUGUUGGAGGAGGGGCUCCACCAUUUAGAGAAGUGAGCACUUCCUGGUUUGGCAGUGAAAACUGAAGAGAGGCUGCAUUAACCAUCAGAGCCUCAAUCAUGAACAUCUGUAAAACUUUGGUCUGCUUCUUCUUUUUCACACUGUGGCCCAGAAACACUGGUCUCAUCAAUGCAGAGAUCCUCGUCGCUAAAGGAAAUGAAGGAGGAAACAUCAUAGUUGAAUGCAACUACUCUUUCACUGGAAAAACAAAGAUCUUUUGUAAGGAAGCAUGUGAAGAAGGAGACAUUCUCAUUAAAACAAAUGAUGUCACAGCUACGAGUGGCAGAUACAGCAUUGUAUAUGAAGAGGGAACGUUUCCAGUAUCCACUACAGUUCUGAACGUGAGCAUCACAAAUCUGACUAAGUCUGACGCAGGAAAGUACAGAUGUGGUUUGCACAGAACUUUAACACCGUUCCCAUCAUACUGGGAGGUUGAGAUCAGAGUUGAAGAAGCCUCGGUCCCAUCAGCCUCCACUCUGACUACAACACAGUGUUUGAGCUUCAGUACAGGAAGCUACACACCUUCAUCACCUUCCCCGGAAGGCAACGAGCUGUCUCUAGAGCAACAGAUAACACCAGCUGAAGCUGCUCUGAUGUAUGUGGGUCUGUCUCUGGCCGCCAUGAUUAUCUUGUUCUUAUUUGCUCCGCUGAUGUACUGCAGGAAGCAGGCCAGUAUAAGCAAAGAACCUCCUGUGGAAACUGAGGAUUCUAAUGUCCCAGAGGACAACCUUACAGGUUACACAUACGUCAUUUACACCAAACCAAAUGGAGUGAAAUCCACAGACGAGUACAGCUUUGCCACUGCAGCCACUUCUCAGAAAACAAUGGAAGAUACUUCAAGUAAAGUAAUCUACUCUGAGGUAGAUUUUGAAAAAAGGGCAUACAAUAUUAUGUCGAAAAAAGUUUCAUAAAAGUCAUAGUAUAGUAUGCCGAAGAAAUUGAGGAAA